AUGAACGCUAAGGUCUUGCUCGCCCUCAUUCCCCUCGUCCUUGCUCAGAGUUCGACUUCCCCUGAAGCCUCCGAUUCUGCCAGCAAGCCUGCGUCUAGCGGUGUCAGUGCCUCUGUCACUACCAAGGCAUCUGGUAGCGCUUCGCCAACUGCCACUUCCUCACAUGCUACCAAGGUAUCGCCCGCCGCUUCCUCGCAGGAUACCAAGCCCACCAAGGCAUCUGGUAGCGCUUCGCCGACUGCUACUUCCUCGCAUGCUACCAAGGCUUCCUCUGCCAGCGGCUCCUCCUCGAAGGGACUGCGUCUAAGACCAGCAAGAACGGUGCUGGACAGCUCACUGCUGGUAUUGCGGCUGCCGCCGUCAUUGCUGUAG
Messenger RNA from Linderina pennispora, 372 nucleotides. RefSeq lists its product as uncharacterized. The transcript has 2 exons. NCBI's taxonomy places the organism in Eukaryota, Fungi, Kickxellomycota, Kickxellomycetes, Kickxellales, Kickxellaceae. The record is from RefSeq and is a predicted model, not a curated record. The coding region runs from base 1 to 372 and encodes 123 amino acids.